GACACCAACUUGUGCGCCAUUCACGCCAAGAGAGUCACCAUCAUGCCCAAGGACAUUCAACUUGCCCGCCGAAUCCGUGGCGAGAGAGCUUAAGCUAAUUCUCAAUCAAACAAAACAACGGCUCUUUUAGGAGCCACCACAUGCUUAUAGAGUCAAUGACUUCAACAUGCUAACGAUUUAUGUCUUCCUAAUGUGGUGCGCGCUGCACUUUUUCAGUUUAACCAACGAGAACAAAACUAGCAUGGUCUUACAAUCACUAAAAAAUCCUGCUUUUCAUUUCUGAAUUAUAUUAUUAAGGUCCUUGCUUUCUUACAAAAAGCCUGUGAUGAUUAUGUAUGCCGUGACAGUAUUUUAAAUGCACACUUAUACCUCUUCCAUGUGUCACCAAUGAGGCGGCGAUAGUUUUGUUUUAUUUCCCAAAGGACGUUUAGU
Exaiptasia diaphana is the source of this 432-nucleotide messenger RNA. Its product is annotated as histone H3. Gene Ontology annotation, cellular component: nucleosome. The record is from RefSeq and is a predicted model, not a curated record. Gene Ontology annotation, molecular function: structural constituent of chromatin; protein heterodimerization activity; DNA binding. Lineage: Eukaryota; Metazoa; Cnidaria; Anthozoa; Actiniaria; Aiptasiidae.